UGCGGGUUUCCGGUCGGCAGCGAGGCGACGCGUCGGUCCCCUCGAUGCAGCGCGCAAGAGCCCAGUGUGUAUCGCCGCUGCGCUCAUGCUAGCCCGCAGCUUUGUCGCCAAGUCCAGAGAGCCUCGUCUAUUGUCGUACGCGGCCGCCGCCUAGGAUUACGAUCAUUGGACGCCGACGAGGAACCCACAACAGGUAAGCCACGCUGGCCCCGGCGCUCUCUUACUCCUCCCGAGCGAUCGGUUCUAGUCUCUGCGACCGCAGCGCCGUUUCACGAGCUGCGGCCAAAAGGCGGGACCCGGUGGUGGCAUGGCCCGAGCAGGCUGGCUGCAGCAGCGUCGGCAGCAGCAGCAGCAGCGCCAUGUGGGGCGGCCAGCCUAGCGCGGGGGGCCCCGGCCGCUGGGACACCGGCGGGAGCGUGGUCGAAGCCCUGAAGGCGGCGGCGCCGGGGGCACCCCAGGCGCCGCCGCCGCCGCAGGGGCCACAGGGGCCGCAGCAGGGGCCCCCGCAGCAGCAGGGCGGCAUGGGGGGGCCCUGCGGCGUGGGACCCUGCGGAGGCCCCUGCGGCCAGCAGGAGGGGCAGCAGCACGCCCUGUACCAGACGCAGCAGUACGAGGAGGCCGGGGCCCGCUGCUGCGCCGGCUGCGGCACCAAGAUCCUAGACCGGUACCUGCUGCACGCGCUGGACCGCUACUGGCACAACGGCUGCCUCAAGUGCUCCUGCUGCCAGGCCACGCUGGCCGACAUCGGCAUGUCCUGCUUCGCCAAGGCCGGCAUGAUCCUCUGCAGGAACGACUACAUCAGGUUGUUUGGCACGUCGGGCGCCUGUUCGGGCUGCGGCCAGAUGAUCCCGGCCAACGACUACGUGAUGCGGGCCGCCCAAAAUGUCUACCAUGUCAAGUGCUUUGCCUGCGUCAAGUGCCACAGCCAGCUGGUGCCCGGCGACCGGUACAACUUGGUCAACGGGAGCGUGCUCUGUGAGCAGGACUGCCUCAAGAUGCUCAAGGGCUCGCCAGCCACUGUGCGCAAGGGCAAAGUGCGUGCCGCCAUCAAGGUCUGAUGGCCUGUCCGCCACACCACCCCCUGCAGCAACCGCACAUCGCCACGCCUUUCGCCUCUGCCCCUUUCCCCUUCCCCUCACCCUCCCCCCGACCCCCCCACCUCCACGCCCCACGGUUUCUUGCGGCAACUGCGCGUGCGCCAACAUUUGACGAGAACCACGACGGAGCCCGCUUGCCAUCGACGACAGCACUGGUCGACCCGCCAUCGGCGCAGCCUUCCUUCGAAGACUCCUAACGACAAAUCGAGACGGACUGGUUGUCAUUGCAGCCACACGAAGUGUACGACGAUCCAGCCUGCACAAAAUUCGUCGCCGUUUGGGACAGGAAACCACUCAACGGUGUACAGGACAACGGUUUCUUGCCGUGUCCUUUGACCGAGGGAAACUAAUUGGCACACUCAUAGAAGGGAAGAGGAACUCAGAAUCAAUCGAGGAUCUCGAUCUUUCACGUUCUGACUCACUCGCACGCGAAUGCCCAUACCUCGGACUGUCGGCCUGGGUGGGGCACGUCGCCGUCAUCUAACAAUUCUCAACGUGGGUUGGCCAAGAAGGCUCAGUGCAAGUUUUCCAUCAUCCCAUAGUUGGUUUGCAAUAAGAGGAGGCUGAGAAGGUUAAUGCGAAAGGAGGGGAAAAAGGCAGAGAGGCGUGAAUGCUCACGCGGCUGAAGCACUUCUCAUCAGACACGCACACCAACAAAACAUCCAGCGUCAACUUUUUUUUUUUGUCUCUUUUCAGCGUCAAGCAAGAGAAACGGUUCUCCCUGUCCCAUGAUUUAUGUUUUUGUACAUACCAGCUGCUUUUGAGUUGCACAGGUUGAGAUCUGAAUCACCUCCGAGAGAUCAGUCUGAGAACAAUAACAGAAAUCGGUUUUGCGGCUUUUCUGUUUCUGUUUGUUUCCAUACAUGUGGCAGCUUACUCCUUGGUUGAGGUUGAAGGCCGUUUGGGGAGGCUUAGCAAUGCAAUCUGACACUCAAAACGCUAUGCAAUGACAAGUGACAGCAAAGCUGACACCAACAUGCCAUGAUAGGCAAUCUCUGAGGGGAAAUAAAACCAGCGGGAAAGCAUUAUAUUUGGAUCACAAAGGAAGGCUAGAUAUGCUUAGAAGUGUAAGAACUUUGUUUUCCUGUUAUUGCUUCUCUUUUGUUCAGAGAGAGAGAGAAAGCUUGCGCACAAAAUGGGGAUCCUGAUUUGUUGUUGUUUUGCAGCACUCCCCGACAAACAUGCAUGAAAAAUCAAUCCAAGUUUGUUUUUUUUUUUUCUUUUUUUUUGCUGUUGAAAGCGGUCUGCAAGUCACAUAUGCUUUGUUUUGUGACACGCAUUUCUGAAUUCCGAAAGAGGCGAACGGAAUUAAUGUCGGCAACAAUAAUGUCAGCACCCCAGGGACAUCGACUAAGCAAUAUGGCCUAACCUGUCUGCCUCUGUGAAGACCAUGUGUGGAUGUGCGGUCAAGAUUUUCAUCAUUAUUUCGUGCAUGUGGGGCUAGCUGCACACCAAAUCAAUAAGUUGUCUGUUCUCUCAAGCAGUACGAAGAUUGUGACGAUGAAACAAACUACGGACGUGCUCAUCAGCCCCUGCCUCCACUUUCAUCUUUCGGCUUUCUGUUGUUACCCCGAAGCGAGAAAGACUGACUCUCUUCCCCUACAGAGGGAGGGGGAAGUGAAGCGACCCCUCAGCAUCAUUGUUUAAAGACCACAGUCACUUUUUUUUUUUUUUAGUUUUACCAUGUAAUAAGGAGUACUAAUUACCAUUGCGCCUCUAGUUUUUUCGUUACUUCAUUUUGUGCCCUUCAAUCUUUUUGUCCGUCAUUUACCUGAAGGAGGGAACCUCUUCUUUCUUUUUUUUUUUCUCUUAUUUUCAAUACAAAAAGUUUUUCUUUGCCCACUCUGCUGUCAAUAUAUAAAUAUAUAUACAAACAUUUUAUUUGAAAUAAAAGGUUCAACUGCUGUGUAA
Messenger RNA from Ixodes scapularis (black-legged tick), 3008 nucleotides. Its product is annotated as LIM domain transcription factor LMO4. The record is from RefSeq and is a predicted model, not a curated record. NCBI's taxonomy places the organism in Eukaryota, Metazoa, Arthropoda, Arachnida, Ixodida, Ixodidae. The transcript has 4 exons. Bases 360 to 1058 code for a protein of 232 amino acids.